This is a messenger RNA of Hyposmocoma kahamanoa, 1751 nucleotides long. RefSeq lists its product as uncharacterized. Bases 24 to 1751 code for a protein of 575 amino acids. The record is from RefSeq and is a predicted model, not a curated record. NCBI's taxonomy places the organism in Eukaryota, Metazoa, Arthropoda, Insecta, Lepidoptera, Cosmopterigidae. The transcript is spliced from 18 exons.
CAGCUGAAGAGAAAAAACGAAAAAUGUUGGCAGACUUCUUAAGAAGGGAAGGCUCCUCACCUCUAGGUGCGGAAGGCAUGUAUAAGAUGACUUACAAGGAAGCUGCAGACGAACUGAUGAAAGCACAGAAAGGAAAAACAGCCGCACAAGACCAAAAGAAGCAGGCUGAAUUACAUGGAAAAAUUAACCUCAAGAUACCGGACGAAAAGGCUAAGGAAUUGUUACAGGAUACUACCACCGAAGGAGCCGCUCAUAUAGCUGACGUCAUAAAGGGUCGUGGUGAAGCCAUGGAAGCCAUUCACCAGAAAAUGAAAGAAACAGGCAACGCACAGCUUGUGGACGUAGGCGGAGUUAAAAAAAGUUACAAAGAAGGCGCGGAAAUGUUAACCCAGGCUCGAACAUUUGUACCAGAUGCUGCACCACCAAGUGUUGCUAGCGCGGUAAUAAAAAACGUCGAGAAACUUGAAGCUACACCAAAAUCAGCACUAGGACAAGAACAUUUAAAAGAUACCCAGAAAAUUGUGGGCGAGUAUAUUGCCGGUCAAGUUGCAAAAGAAAGUGCCGCCACAGCUAGAGUCGGCGCGCCCGGGGCCCGUCCAUCUGGAGCCGGCGCAACCAACGUACCCGAUGCCGGCGCUCCCGGGACCGGAGCAGCCGGGGCCGGGGCACCCGAGGUUGGUGGGCCUGGUGGUGUCGGACUAGGGGCCGGUGCUUCUCGAACAAGCGGACUUGGUGGAUCAGGUACAGGAUACGAAACAGAAGCGCAACGAAAGAAGAGAGAAGAAGAAGAAGAUAGACUGAAGGCAGAAGCAGAGGAAUUACUACUUGCACAAACAGAUCCAGAGCGAUAUAACUGCUUACAACUGUUGUAUAAAGCGUUGCUUGCGCGUGCUGCGCAGAAUUUCCAUGGAACUCCACCGAUCUCUCUUACGCAUCAGCAGGCUUAUAACUGGUUGAAAUUGAGAAAAAGAAUAGAUAAAUCAAUUUCCAACUCGCCGGACACCGAUCGCCUGUCGAAGAAAUUUGAGAAAAAGCUAGCCGAACUUGUUGUGUCAUCCACACCAGAGGACUUACGGGAUGUAAUGCAAGAUGUGAUCAUCGAGUCAUCACACAAAUUAGCGGAGUACUUCGUUUCUGCUAAUUACAAGGAAACCGUUAAGACUUUAUUAAUAUCCGAAAUGCAGAGAAAGGGCAACGAACUACUUAUAGAAAACAACAGUGGCGCAGAGAGCUACUUCUAUGCCGCCCAAAGAUUGAAACUAGAACCGGGUUCUCUAGAUGCUAACGAGCCGUGCUUCAAGAUUGCAUAUGACUUGACAAAAAAGCUGGAAGAUAUGAUGCGUCACCGCACUAUGCCAAGAAAGUAUGCCGUCACUGCUAAAGAACACGUCAGGGAAGUUGCUGACUAUUUGUCACCAAACGUUACGAAACGACAUGAAAACAUCGAAGCGUACGUCGAUUUAUUAGCUGAAAUGGAAUCUACCGGCGAUAAGUUACUUGUUGAGGGUGAAAUUCCUAAGUCUUAUAAAGACUCCGCUGCUUAUUUAAGACGGCUAACGUCAUUCCAAGAUAAAAUUUGUCAGCCAAACUCGAGUUUGCAAAGUGAUAUAGAAGGCAAACUUAAGACACUGAUGUCAAAUGCGGAGUCCAGAGUCCAAAUGCGGAGUUAUGGCAAAUCUGUUAUGGACAACGUAAUCACUGAAAAUACGCGCUUGUUGGUAUCCUACAUAACACUGCAAGGUAAUCAAUAG